CAUCGAGACAAUCGACUAAAACAUCCCUGUCUUGCCCAACCCUAUAAUAUUUAUACAGCUGAUUUGCCAUUAGUUUGAUAUCCCACUUUAUUUGUGUGAUAUUUUCGCCAGUAAAUCAAAUUCUACAAUCAGUUGUAAUUUUGUUAAGUUAAAAUGAGUGAAUCGCAUAGUGGAGAAGAGGAUAAUGGAUUUUACUUCGAGAGCGAUCAUUUGGCACUGCGUGGUAAUGCAGAUUACACAAAAAUGCUGCGCACAAUAACAAUACUGGAAGUGCAAAGAAUGCGGGUGCUCCAACAGUUAGAUGAAUUGGAGCUGGCGAAACAGCGAUACCUAAGCGAUCCUGAACUAUUGCUCCAAAAGCUGCGAAAUAAUGAAGAAUUAAUUUCGCCAAACUACAUGACAAUUGAAAAAAUACCGGAAAUAACUACAAACUUGGACCUUCUGCCAAACACAGACGUCAAGUUGAAGGAAGAAACAGAUACCGAAAAGAAGUUGUCAACUGUGCGCGGGCGCAUUGCGGAUGAGUCCAAGCCGGAAACUUUCAAUCAGCUCUGGUCUUGUGAAGAACAACGUCGCCUAGAGGAACUGUUAAUUGAAUACCCAGCAGAAGCGAUUGAAAGUCGUCGAUACGUGAAAAUCGCCAAAGCAUUGGGUAACCGUACGACACAGCAGGUAUGCAGUCGUGUGCAAAAAUAUUUUCAAAAAUUGCACGACGCCGGUUUGCCUAUACCGGGACGGCGCCCGAAAAGUCGGCGCGCUGGUCAAUCAAAAACAAAACACUUCUUUCGUCCGACGACCUUUUUCCCCGCAUAUAAUGUUCCUGUACACAUGCCAGAGGAUGAUUUUCUACUAUCCGAUUUGCGCGUUGAAAGCUCACCGGCACCAACAGAAGUAGGUAAUGCAUCCACUGGAAAGCCACCUGAAGAGGGAAACGAUGGUAUUGAGGUGCAAAGUGAAGAGGAUCGUGAUCGCAUGUUGAAAAUAUUAGGCAUCAUAAAAGAGGAGAAAAUGAAUACACCUGAAGGAUACAAUCCAGAUCCAUUGGCUCCACUGUGCGAUACAUGUCGCGUCACCGCUAUUUCACGUUUACAUUGGCGUUGCAACACCUGUUACGUAUACCUUAACCAAUGCUCCGAUUGUAUCGUGACCCAGUUGGUAUCACAAAGCUUUGAGCACCUGACACAUGAUGUGGUUACAGAGAAUGAUUUGUGACAUUUGGCUGCAUUAUAGGCAGAAAGCUGCUUUGAUUUCUCAAAUACGAUGAAGAUCGAAGUACCAAAGAAAUUAAUGCCUGGGAAAUAUUUAGUAUGAUGCUACAUGUUUCAAAAAAAAAAAAAGAAUGUAAAGAGGUGAUAGAGGGCAGUCAUCUUAAAACUGAAAACCGCACGCCCGGAUGUCUAUAGUUUUUAAGUAAUUUAUUAUUAAAGUGUAACAUUGCGAUAAGUUUGUGUUGCCAGACACCUUAAAUAAAAGUACGUUACAUCUGCAUUAAUUACCAAUUAAUCCACAAAAUUAAUCUACCUGUUCACAUAUGGCAGAUUACCUGCAAAAUUGAAAAUCAGCUGUCAAUACUGUUGUGGAAGACUAAAUGAAUUGUCUAAGGAUGUUGCUGAGUUAAAAACACGAAACGAAUGCCUGACGCUUGAAGUUGAUAAAAUUAAAGCAGAAAAAGAUAUGGUUAAAAGAAGACCUGCACAACUAGAAGACCAAUUUAAAAAAACAAAAUUUAAUAUUCAAAGGUUUAAAUCUGAGCGAGAUGGAAAAAUGACAGUGCUGGCAGAAAUGAAGUUUGAACAGGAUAUUGGAAUGGUUUUCAAAAAUUAAAAUAAGUUAGCGAACACCACAAUCUACAAAGAGAGAGAUCUUAACCUAGAGCGGCUACAAGACAAAAAGUUCUCAUGGAGCUGAAAAAGAAGAUUAUGACGAUUACCACUAAGCAGCGAAUAGGCGUCAAAGAUGACAAGAUGAAAAUUACGAACAAAUGGUUUAGGUGGAACAAGGAACAAAAGCUAGUUUGUGGCCAGGAAGAUGCAAGUAUAACCUUAAAAAUGUUGUAUGAUGAUAGGCUUCAACAUGUAAACAUAGAUUAUAAUUUAUUACUAAGUAAAAUUAAUGCAAAAAAUUAGAUAGAGUCUGCCAUAGCAAAUUAAUUAAUAAAAAUAAACUUAAAAGUAGUAUAACUGCAAAUGAUUUGAAAUGUACACAAUUUAAACUAAAUAUCAUUUCCUAUAAUGUCAAUGGCCUUGAGAACAAAUAUAUUUUCCCGGCAUUUUUGCAGUACAUUGUAAACCAGUAAAUGUGUUUGUACUCAUAGAAACCCAUCUAACUCAGAAGAAAAUAAACCAAGCAAAGAAAUACUUCCCAGA
Messenger RNA from Anastrepha obliqua, 2366 nucleotides. RefSeq names its product ZZ-type zinc finger-containing protein 3 (gene Atac1). The transcript has 4 exons. The record is from RefSeq and is a predicted model, not a curated record. Bases 154 to 1212 code for a protein of 352 amino acids. Lineage: Eukaryota; Metazoa; Arthropoda; Insecta; Diptera; Tephritidae.